UCCCUUUCUUCUUUUUUCGUUGCUGUUUCUCUCUUGUUCAUCAUUUACAGUUCAGCCUGAAGAAUGCAAGUCGAUACUUCUGCUCGCCGGCGUCGCCAGUCCCUCUCUGGGGAUAUCGCCAGCCCAGUCGCCCUACCGUCCGAGAAAGCUCGCACCAUGUCGUUGCACGCUCCGCCACGCCCCAAGUCGACGCCAGCACACGAACGGACGCACCAGCGGAGGAGAUUGGCCGAAGACGAGCAGGCAGAGCUCGAAAAGGAAGGCAUGCAGAUCGACGAAAACUCUUCGAGCUCAUCUCGUUCCUCCUCUCCCACGUCCCCUGUGACUGUUCUCUCGCAAAACAAGACUAACGCUGACCGACCGACCAAGCCGCUGCCUCAGAACAGAGCACGCAAAACUGCCGCAAUCAUGCCAUCCAAAAGCCCCAUGCCCGCUCCCGCCAACCCACAUAUGCUGCCAGUACAGGCGCACGUACCAAAGGGCGGCGUUGCAUCCAACCAGCGGAGGCUUUUUGUCAUCCUUGAGCAGGCGUGCCUGGAGGCAUACCGUGUGAGCAGUGGCGGACGCAGCAAGAAUGGCAGGGAGGGAGACGUGAAGUAUGCCCUGCUCAACUGUGACGACCACCAGGGCAUUCUGGCGAAAACCGGGAGGGACAUUGCGGACGCUAGACCCGACAUUACACACCAGUGCCUUUUGACGCUCCUUGAUUCCCCACUUAACAAAGCUGGCCUACUCCAGAUCUACAUCCACACCGCCAAGGGCGUGCUCAUCGAAGUAAACCCUCAUGUUAGAAUACCACGUACGUUCAAGCGAUUCAGUGGCCUCAUGGUGCAACUCCUUCACAAGCUUUCCAUUCGCGGCCAGAACGGCCCUGAGAAGCUGCUCAAGGUGAUCAAGAAUCCCGUCACUGAUCACCUGCCCGUGAACACGAUCAAGCUCACUCUUUCUGGUGAUGCUCCCACUAUCCGGCUGUCCAAAUUUCUGCCUACGCUGCCUGAGACGCAUUCCGUCGCUGUCUUUGUCGGUGCCAUGGCACGAGGCAAGGAUGACUUCGCUGACGGCGUCGUCGAUCAAAAGAUCAGUAUCAGCGACUACCCAUUAAGUGCCUCGGUCGCCUGUGGCAAGUUCUGUUGUGCGCUCGAAGAGCUCUGGGACAUUGUAUGAGUCAAAAUGGCCCGCUAGGACGAUCUUGGACGAUCUCUGGGUUUCGGAUAAGCCCCUUUGAUUCUUCUUCGUCUUGUAUUGUGUAUAUUCUCUGCGCUCAUCUACCACGACCCUGCAUUUCAACCUGCACUACCCAACUUCUACCCCUCCCUUACACCAGUCCCUCGUACAGCUUGCACGUCCUACUCUCACAUAAUUGCUCACACACAGGAUGUUGGGUAUUGUACCAUCUACCUGCUGCGACUCAACUUGCAGCUCCCGGCCUCAUCUUAACCUACGUAUCUAUAUGCACCGCCCCAACCACCAUGUAGCAUGAAGAAAAAUAAACAGCGGAUGACUCGAGAGGUUUCUGCUAGAGCGCGCUGAAUAUUGUACCC
This is a messenger RNA of Phanerochaete carnosa HHB-10118-sp, 1541 nucleotides long. RefSeq lists its product as uncharacterized. The record is from RefSeq and is a predicted model, not a curated record. Gene Ontology annotation, biological process: rRNA base methylation. Gene Ontology annotation, molecular function: rRNA (pseudouridine) methyltransferase activity; rRNA binding. The coding region runs from base 64 to 1164 and encodes 366 amino acids. The transcript has 6 exons. Lineage: Eukaryota; Fungi; Basidiomycota; Agaricomycetes; Polyporales; Phanerochaetaceae. Gene Ontology annotation, cellular component: small-subunit processome; nucleolus.